AUGGGGGAGGGCGAAGGAGGCGAAUUCCCUCCAAAAAUGGCUCCGCAAUCGGAGGCGGCACAAUCCCCCGCGGAUUUCCCGGCGAAGACCCUUGCUAGGCAGCUCGAUUUCAGCGGCGGCGGUGGGCUUCUUCUUCCCGACCAUCCACAACCUCAGAAGCCGACGGUGGCUGUGCAGCAGCCGAUUGCGAAACCGCCGGUCUCUGUACCUGUCACUCAGAGCCAGCAGCCGCAUCUCGUUGCUGCGGCGACCGCCCCUGCUGUGCCUCAGCCGCCAACUCAGCAGCAGCAGCAACAAGGUGUUCCAGCUGUGAAGGCUGUGAAACCUGACUCCCCAAAAUCAAGAGCAAGACCAGCUGCAGAGAAAGAUGGUACACCAAAGAAGCAGAAACAGUGUAACUGUAGGCACUCAAAGUGCUUGAAGCUGUACUGUGAGUGCUUUGCUUCUGGAACAUAUUGUGAUGGAUGCAAUUGUGUAAAUUGCUAUAAUAAUGUCGAGAAUGAAGCUGCCAGGCGAGAAGCAGUUGAAUCGACUUUGGAGCGUAAUCCAAAUGCAUUCAGGCCAAAAAUUGCAAGCAGCCCACAUCCACCACGAGAUAUCCGGGAGGAAAAUGGGGAAUUAGUAGUGCUGGGAAAGCACAACAAGGGAUGCCAUUGCAAAAAGUCGGAAUGCCUCAAGAAGUAUUGUGAAUGCUUCCAGGCAAACAUCCUCUGUUCUGAAAAUUGCAAGUGCAUAGACUGCAAGAAUUUCGAAGGAAGUAAGGAACUCCAGGCUCUCUUUCACAGUGACCAUGCCAGCAACAUUAACAUGCAGCAGGCAAAUGCUGCUAUAACAGGAGCAAUUGGUACAUCUGGGUUUACAUCGCUUCCAGUGUCUAGAAAGAGAAAAGGCCAGGAACUAUUUUUUGGUCAAACAGGCAGGGAGCCUUCCUUUCACAGGCCAGGACAUAUUCAGCAGGCUAACCAGAUCAGGGCUCCUGCAACCUCUUCAAACCACGUAGUUCGUGGUGGCAGCAUAGCACUGCAUACCCCUUCCAAAGUCACAUACAGGUCUUUGUUAGCGGACAUUAUUCAACCCCAGGACAUUAAAGCACUUUGUUCUGUAUUGGUGGUUUUAUCUGGAGAAGCUGCUAAAACACUUGCAGAGCAAAUAAUUGAGCUAGAAAAGCAGGUGGAAGUCCAGGCUGAAGCUUCUCUUGCAUCAUCAACUCAGGAAAAGCAGAACCAGAGAGAAACAGAUGCCGAGAAAAGUGUUGCCGAUGAUGGUUGCUCCAGUGCUAUCCCGGUUGACAACUCAGGUCCUGUUAAUGGUUCCACGUCAGACGAUGUGGAUGCUUCGAAAUUGAGGCCAAUGUCACCCGGAACUUUAGCACUAAUGUGUGAUGAGCAAGACACUAUGUUCAUGGCAGCUUCCUCACCAAAUGGCUUGACGGGCCACGGUGGGAUCACAGCGUUGCAGUCACCUGACAACGGACAAGGCGUGACAACAGAAUCUUACGUGGAGCAGGAAAGAGUCGUAUUAACCAAGUUCCGAGAUUGUCUACAAAACCUCAUCAUGUUGGGAGAGGAGAAAGAAAUAGUGUGUUCAUCGGUAGCCAGAUCAGAGUCCAUUGAUCAGAGAUACACGCUCAGCAAUGGCACAACAACAAUGACGAGUAAUCGAGCUGUGGAAGGAGGCAUUCAACAUGGCGGCGCUGGUGGGCCCUUCAGCAACGGGGCAGCGAAUAAUGUCAUCGCUCCACAGACAGCAGCCAGAGCACCUCAAUUGGUUAGUUCUGCGAUCGACACACCAUCGUCGAAUACAAUCGAUCCUCUGAAAAGUAGCACACUCCCACAAAAUACUGAUUGA
Molecule: messenger RNA, 1848 nt
Organism: Linum trigynum
Lineage: Eukaryota; Viridiplantae; Streptophyta; Magnoliopsida; Malpighiales; Linaceae
Source: the annotation of a GenBank genome assembly